This is a messenger RNA of Rotaria sp. Silwood1, 1044 nucleotides long. The record is from the annotation of a GenBank genome assembly. NCBI's taxonomy places the organism in Eukaryota, Metazoa, Rotifera, Eurotatoria, Philodinida, Philodinidae.
AUGAUCUUUGUUUUAACAUUCUUCUUCUUCUUCUUCUUCAAUACUUAUAUUUGUUUGGAUGAAAAUAUAAAUAAUAAUCAACUAAUACCGUUUAUUCAAGAAACUAUUGCAACUCAACCAGUUCGAACAGAUCCUGAUGAUCCAGCUAUAUGGAUUCAUCCAAAUCAACCUGAAUUAAGUCUUAUUAUUGCUACAGAUAAAACAGCUAGAAUAGGUGGUUUAUAUGUUUUUGAUCUUGAUGGUAAAAUUCUUCAACAUAUUGAAAAUAUUGAUCGACCAAAUAAUGUUGAUGUUGAAUAUGGUUUUAAAAUAAAUGAAACUUAUUCUAUUGAUUUAGUUGUUCUUACAGAACGUUUACAAAGACGUUUACGUAUGUUUUCAAUUAAUAUUAAUAACCGUCAAUUAUAUGAACUAACUGGACAAAAUACAAAUGUAUUUGUUAAUAGUUCUGGCGAUCAUGCAGCUCCCAUGGGUCUAGCAUUAUACAAACGAAUAGAUGAAGGGAAAAUUUAUGCUAUUGUUAGUCGAAAAUCAGGUCCUAGUCAUAAUUAUCUUGGUCAAUAUGAAUUAAUUUGGAAUGGACAAUCGAUUGAUUUAAAAUUUAUUCGUUAUUUUGGUGAUUUUCAAGGAGAUGAAAUUGAAUCAAUUGUUGUUGAUGAUCAACUUGGCUUUGUUUAUUAUUCAGAUGAAUCUUAUGGAAUUCGAAAAUAUAAUAUUGAUCCACAAACAAAUCAAACUCAACAAAUUGGUUUUAUAAAUACAACAAAUCUAUGGCAAGGUGAUUCCGAAGGACUUGCUUUAUAUACAACAUCUGAUAAACAUGGAUAUUUAAUAAUAACUGAUCAGAUAAUAAAUGGAUCAAUAUUUCAUAUUUAUGAACGUCAAGGAACAAAUUCUUAUAUAAAAUCAAUAAAAACACGUGCUGAUAAAACAGAUGGUAUAGAAGCAACAAGUAGUUUAUUGAAUAAAAAUUUUCCUCGUGGUUUAUUAAUUGUAAUGAAUGGAAUUGAGAAAAAUUUUCUUCUUUACGAUUGGCUCAAUUAA